Messenger RNA from Phytophthora infestans T30-4, 624 nucleotides. RefSeq lists its product as uncharacterized. NCBI's taxonomy places the organism in Eukaryota, Oomycota, Peronosporomycetes, Peronosporales, Peronosporaceae. The transcript is spliced from 3 exons. The coding region runs from base 1 to 624 and encodes 207 amino acids. The record is from RefSeq and is a predicted model, not a curated record.
AUGGUAGGGAGGCAUCGAAGCGCUCGACAGCGUCUCUGGGAGGCAUGGAUUUCGCUUCAAGUGGAGUACCAAGGCAGCUAUUCGAUGGAGCGGAUUCGACAGCUUGGAUUCUACAUGACUGGCCUCCAUAAUCGACGAAUUCUGCUGGCUUGUGUGCUGACUCCAAUGCCGUGCCUCGUGCUGAGCUUUUUACAAAAUGGAGUUUUCUUUGCCCGAGCAUGGGUUAUACUCUGCUUUAUGGGUGCUUCGGCGCUAGUCCAGAUGGGCCACGGAGCGCCUCGUCUGCAGUUGACGAGGUUCCAGAUAACUUGGGUUUCUAUACUGGCAGCUACAGCUUCCAUCUUGUUCAUAUUCGGUCUCUGCGCUCUGACCGUCUUUCCGCUCCCGUUUGGCUUACUUAUCGCCGGUCCACCUUUCGUUAUCGUGAUUGCUAUUUGCUUCACAAACAUCUCUGGAACCCAGUGGAGAAAUGAUCCUUCGACCUUGGUGGAUGUCAAGAGACAGCUCGUCGUUUACAACUGCCAAACUACGCUUCCUUUUGUCUACCCCUUGUACAUAUUGGGUUUUGUAUCGCUUACCGGCAUGCAUCAAGUAGUUUUCGUCGCCCCGUGCACUUGCCGAUGA